AUUUGAUCAGCUGAUCGGGCCAUAUUGUUGGCACCGAUUUCGAUGUGUCCGAGAGAAAACGUCAAAGAAAUGUCAAUUGUUGACAUAAAAAACAGUAUGUCUAUUUCCAUGCUUCUUUGUUGUACUGAAUGUUGAAGAAUAACGUUAUAACGAGACAGAACAGAUGUCCAACUAAAAAACGAAGAGAAAGAAAAAAUCCCCAUCAUGCAAGAAAAAUAAUAUUAUCGUAGCACGCAUUUCUCAACAUCCGCGUUGCGAUGAUCCACGUUUAUCGCUCGAGUUUGUAACUAAAAUUUCCCAUUGAAACAUGAAUAAAAGCCACGCGAACAAGAGACUGAAUCAGCUGCCGAGUUGGCUGUGGACCAAUUCGACCACGUUGCCGCCGGUUUACAAGAUGGUGUGGGAGGCGGUACGAGAGGAUCGAGUCAGAUCGAACGGUAUGCAGAACGAGUUGCUCGUCGACACCAACAAGGUGUUUCCACUUUUACUCACCAGCCAACUGCCCACGGAAGUACUCGGUCACAUAUGGAAUUUGGCUAAUCAGAAAUACGCGGGACAGCUGACUGAGCAGGAAUUGUAUAUUGUACUGGCUCUUGUGGCUGCCGCUCAAACAUCUUACACUUUCAACAGUCUCGAUAUAUUGCAUUUACUCCCUUUCCCACCGACACCGUAUUUGAACAUAGAGUGUUUGAUGAAUCUUCAACCUGCGCAAAUGAAUACGGCAAAACUUCAAUAUCAUGCCAACGAAGAGUCCACUGUUGGCAAUACGAGUAUAGAUGGAAAGUACAUGCUUGAUGUCAAAGGAAAACUUAAGAGAGUGCAUGCAAGCACAAUGGCUGAUGCAAAUGUGUUCUUCUCUAACAAUACAUCUGGAAAAUCAUCCAGUUUUGAUGGCAAGAUUCAGACUCCAGUUGGAAAUAAUCUCAAUAACUUGUUCAAAGAUGUGAAACAAACUUCCUCACGUGCCGAGCCGUCUGUAUCAUCCUUCGAUGAGUCCUGUGAUGAGUUUACGGAAUUUCAGAGCGCUCCCAUUCCCAAUGUCUCUACUACUUCCAAUAUAGUACUGUGGGACAGCAAGCAAGGUUCUGCAAUUGGCAGCAGACUUGCCAAUCACAAUCUAGGAGUGAAGAAAACAGUUGACAAGGUCAAAAAAGUUGCUUCCGUACCGAAAUCCAUGGAAGUUAACAUGCAAGUUCACGCCAAUGUGUCGUCAUAUCAGAGCAGAGAUCAUCAGUCCGCGUUAGAGCCCUCACUGGAUUUGUUUCCCAAGUGUGCGGUAAAGAAUCAGUCGAAAACAGUCAUACUUAAAGAUACCGUAAUUCGCAAUAAUGACAUACCCAAGGAUUACAGUGACGCUAGUCUAGCAAGCGUGUCCGAGACACAUGCUACCAAUGACAAAGAAAUAUUACCUAAGGUAACACCAAAGGCUGUUACGGUAGAUACGUCUGAUUCUGUUCAACAAGAUUUAAUGAGCUUGCAACAAAUCGAGGAUAAAUACAGUGCAUUACGCGCAUUAGUUCAGGAAACCUCCACUGCGAAUGAUGCGAGUUCGAACGUAAAUUUUAACAAUCAAUCGGCCGACGAAUUCGGGGAAUUUAUGUCUGCGGAACAACCGUCUACCAAUCCCUCGACAUCAGAUGCUUUGGAUACCGAAAGCUUUAGCAAUAUACUCGCAGAUUUUGAUUUCAAAACACAUCCUACUGUCGACAACAACAGUAACUUAACGAACAUGAACCUGGUAUCCGAAGUAUCUGAGUCGUUUAGUAAUCUAAAAUUUGACGAUGGCAUUGAAAUACAGUCUGUAGAAUCAGGAAAGAAUGUUCAGAAAGAGGAUGCUAUUUCGAUAAAUAGUGUAGAAUUGAUUAGUGGGCCGUCUGAAGCACUGCCACGAUCUGGAUCUGUGCCUAGUUUAGAUCUUAAAUCAUUUUUGCCUUCGAACAUAGAGGAAGAUCAAGCUGUAGAAACGUCGCAGCAGACUAUGUACUGGGAAUGGAAGCAGUAUAUGGAAAGUUGUAUUUUGCUGUUACAAGUAGCAGCCAAUAUAUUCACUAGUAUUACAUCAGAGUUAGUCUUGAAAGAAGUCUUGAAUUCGGCUCAAGGAUACAACUUUCUUUGUCAAUUGGCCGAGGUCGCGGCUGUUUGCAGACGCGUUAAUUUUUCAUACAAAGAGUUGGAUAUAAACAUUGUUGGAUUUGAUGACCUUUUGAUGGACAUCGAUCGGGUUUGGGCUGAAAUGGAACCUUUUUACGCGAACAUACCGAUCAUCACCGAGUUACCAGUUUGGCCGUUGCACCAAGGAGAAUGUAUUACUUGUUCGCUGUGUCUGACGGUUAUCACGAGCGGUCGAGUUAUUUAUAACGACAAUAGCUAUCACGCAACUUGCGCGAACCUGUGGCUUAAUUGCGUGAAUAACCAAUUACCGGUGAUGCGAUAUAAUCAUCUGCUUUAUCAGUCGAAUAUAUGUCCAGGAAGUCAUAUUUAAAGUAUCAAUUUGCACGUAACGCGUGUUUUUAAAUUUAAAUUAAAUAAGAAUACAAAUUCUUCGCGAGAGAGAUCUUAUAUAAAUGUGUAUAAGCUGAUUAUUAUUAAGAGCGAUCUCUUAAAAUGUAGCUCCGACACAUAUAGUUUUCGUCAAUAUAUCGAAAGUCAGCACUCAUGCACAAGGCAAAGUUCUACUUAAAAAAAAAAAAUAAAUAUAU
This is a messenger RNA of Pseudomyrmex gracilis, 2699 nucleotides long. Its product is annotated as synergin gamma-like. The transcript has 7 exons. NCBI's taxonomy places the organism in Eukaryota, Metazoa, Arthropoda, Insecta, Hymenoptera, Formicidae. Gene Ontology annotation, molecular function: protein binding. Gene Ontology annotation, cellular component: clathrin coat of trans-Golgi network vesicle. The record is from RefSeq and is a predicted model, not a curated record. The coding region runs from base 308 to 2482 and encodes 724 amino acids.